UGGGCAACGUCGCUGGCGGCGCCUCCACCUCCCUCCCCCCGUCCAGUCACACCCCCCCCCCGCACUCAGUCUACAGGUCAGCGCACACGCUCACAGCCGUACUAGAAGUCGCCUGGAAAGGAGAGAGUCCCUUUUUGUGGUGCAUAAGCCAAUUGGAGCAGCAUAAUGGUGGCCAAACAAAGGAUUCGCAUGGCAAAUGAGAAACACAGUAAAAACAUCACACAGCGAGGGAAUGUUCCUAAAAGUUCGAAAUCAACACCAGAUGAAAAAUCAUCAGUUGGUCCCUGGCUAUUGGCACUAUUCAUUUUUGUUGUUUGUGGAUCAGCUAUCUUCCAGAUUAUUCAGAGCAUCCGGAUGGGCAUGUGAGAUGGACAAAACACAAACUUCUGUACCUUUUAAGUGUCUUGCUGUUAAUUCCAGCUGUGAGUCUGACCAUUCCAACACUUUCUUUAUCUUAUAAACAAUGGAUUUUACAGAACUCUGUCUGUAAAUGCUUCUGACAAACUUAAUUCCAUGGUGUUGCUAAACGUCCAGUUCAUUCCUUCGUAUCUCUCUCUCUGGAGGCAAGGGUACGGUGAAAGCCAUCCAGCAAUUUGAUUUUGUAUUUUAAUCAGGGAAACCGUUUGUAAGUUCAUAUUUAAUGUGAAUAUUUUAGCAUUAUAUAUAGUAAGAGUAUGUAGGUGAGAACCCAUUUUGUGCAUUCUGAAUUUUGUUCCCAUCCUUUCACACUAAACAUCAAAAAUUGUAGAGAAGAUGAAUCUACUGCCUGUCCCCUUUUGAGAUACAAAAUGUGCAUCUUUCGAAAUUAAAUUUAUAAUUCCAGAAAAGUGCCUUUUUUUGUAUAUUAAAAUGUACAACCAUUUUGAGACUUGGAUGGGAAUGAUUUUUGAAGGUAAAUUGAUUUUGAUUUUUCUUUUCAUUUGAAGUAGGCGACCUUUCUAAAGUCUUUUAGUAUCUGAUGAAGCAAACUCUGGUCUAACUUUUUUGGGGAGGGAAGCAGCGGGUUUAAGUUUUAAUUGAACUGAGGUAACGGUAAUCUGGUACUGAGGUACAAUGUUCUGAGCAUGUUUUGAGGGCAAGCACGGCCAUUUCAAACGUGCUCACCGGCAGUUUCUUCUCUGUGGUAAUUGAAACAAUCAAAAUACAAUCUGCUUCAUUGUCAACAGUAUAGUCUGAAACUGUUGUAAAUCACAGCAUGAUAAUAUUGCCACUUUUUUUUGGCCACUUGUUGCUGCUUUGUCUUAUCAGGGCCAAUCGAUUUGUGUUUGAAUGUAAGCAACUGCAGCAUUUUGUCGCCCAAAUAAAUAUAUUUUUGCUUGAUUCAGCUGAUGUGCUCAUUUUAAAUCUCAUUGUCUUCAAAGAUAAACGACUUUUCAGAACAGUUAUUGUAAUAAAUGAUUACCUUCAAGUGCCAUUCAUUAUUACUGGAGAGUCUGAGUGAUAACUUGUGAAGCGGGAGAAUCUAUGAACCCAAGGCAGGUAAAUAUAAUUGUCCUCCAUUUCAAAUCAUGUGCAAUUUAUUUUUGUUAUUAAAAUGUAGAUGUGGAAAUGUUCCUGAGAACUAUUUAGAUCGUGGUACAUCUAGUUUACAAGCCUGCAGUCCACAUGUGUGUGUCACAUUUACACAUGAUUGGCUUGUGCUCUGUCCAUGAAACCUGCCAGUGAAGUUUGUUUCCCUUCCUGAUCGAGGAGGUAUAUCAGAACUGGGGAAGAGGAUGCUGAAAUCUUUCUUGACAAUGCAAAUGCCUAACACAUUGCUGCCAUGGGAACGAGGCCAGUGUUAAGUUUUGUAACAGAGAAAUGCAAUAAAGAAAAUUAUAUCUCACAACA
This is a messenger RNA of Amblyraja radiata (thorny skate), 1830 nucleotides long. It is a transcript of the gene serp1, whose product is annotated as stress-associated endoplasmic reticulum protein 1. Gene Ontology annotation, cellular component: endoplasmic reticulum. Bases 166 to 366 code for a protein of 66 amino acids. The transcript has 4 exons. The record is from RefSeq and is a predicted model, not a curated record. NCBI's taxonomy places the organism in Eukaryota, Metazoa, Chordata, Chondrichthyes, Rajiformes, Rajidae. Gene Ontology annotation, biological process: endoplasmic reticulum unfolded protein response.